AUGCAAAAGGAUGUACAGAUGAUCUGUCCUAUUUGUCUGCAAAGACUUACAGAUCUGAGACAAAGACAUAACACAGAUGUUCUCUACAAAGACUUACCAGAACAAUCGGCCAUCACCGCCCGACUAAAUAACUUGGUGUUAGACCCGUUAAUUACAACAUUCAUUCUCAAAGUCCGGUCUGGCUACCUGCAGAUCGACAACUGUAUUCUCGAAGAUGGAAUGAUUUACAUCCAACACCCGGGAACCUGUCAUAUUUCAUUCUGUACAUUCCGUCAUGCUACAGUGAUUCUGCAGCAUGUCAACGUGAGCAUCAUUGAAAACUGCGAGUUCUCCCAGAGUGACAUCGCAUCCAUUAUUGUUGAGGGUUAUUCCAAGGAGGAGAAGAAUUGGACCUUCCCACAUAUGUGUGAGAAAAUGAAUGUGGUAUUGGAAAGAAUCAGUUCUUGCGAUGAGCGUCGCUCUUCUCACAUAACGAUGAAAACAAUGGAGAGUCAGUCGUCCAUGAUCCAGUCGGUGACCAGCUCCGUUAUACCACUGAUCAAUCAGUCGUCGCAGGAAUCAGGACCUCACAAACACGGCCAGGCCUGCUGUGGUAACUGUACUGAUAAUUAUGCAUCGGGGGUCGAUCAGACUCGUUCAAUGGAGAACAGAUACGUUAUGCAGUGUAGUCAAGAGAAAGACCACACUGGCGGUGAGAAUGCAACCGGAGAUCAUCCAAAAGAUCGAGAUCAAGAAGGUUUUCCGCAGAACGGUUUGAUGCAGUAUCACUGGGACGAUUCGUAUAAUGGAGGAGGUGGUGGUGACGCUAGUGGGCGGGGGGUUUCUCAUCAAGAUGGGGUCAGUCAUGAAGACAAGCCUCAGCCAGUGCUCAAUGACCACGCUGUCCCGCCGGUCAAUGCUGACCGUCACAGUGUCCAGUCUCCAGUGUUUGAUAGCGAUGACGAUGACAGUCUGUCACUGCUUGACGACUUCGGGUCAGGUCGAUCAAGUUCUGUAGGAUCGCAUGGUGUGAGUAGCUCAGUGAGUGACUGCUUGUCCUUGGAAAAUCUGUUGGUAACUGCUUUUGACCAGAUCCAAGGAUGUCUUGUCAAUAAGUGUCGGAUGCUGCACAGUAAAGGGGGUGUGAUGGUUAGCCUGCAGGCUCAUGCUAUGGUGUGUGAGUGUGACAUCAGCAAUGUGGACUACGGCAUCAGGUGCAUACAAAAUGCCAGGAUGGUGAUUUUGAAGAAUAAAAUCCAUCAUUGCCAAACCUCGGGUAUCUUCAUGAGAUUAGCAGCAUCAGGCUUAAUAGGAGGUAAUGACAUACAUUCUAACAUGGAGGCAGGGAUUGAUAUCAGGAAGAAUGCCGAUCCCAUUGUUCAGAGUAACCGAAUUCAUCACGGUAAGAGAUCUGGUAUUGUUGUCCUGGGAAGUGGCCGUGGUCAGAUAAAAAAGAAUGACAUUUUUCAAAACCGAGAAGCUGGAGUCUAUGUUUUGUAUGGAGGCAAUCCCACCAUCAGUGAUAAUCACAUCUAUGAUGGAAGAGCGGCUGGGCUUGCUAUCAACGAGGGUGGCCGGGGAUCGGUCUUCGGUAAUGUUAUUGAAGGCAAUCAAUGGGGUGGUAUUGACAUUCGCCAUGGAGGCAACCCACUUGUUUGUGGUAAUUCUGUCUGUGAUGGCGGCGGUGAUGGCAUUGUGAUAGGGGAACACGGACAGGGCUCUGUAGAAAACAACAUCAUAUCUGGAAAUGCUGGAUGUGGUGUUUGGAUUAUGAGUGCUAGUCAGCCAUAUUUACAAGGAAAUCAGAUCAGUGGCAAUCGAGACUCUGGUAUUUUGUUUGUCAACAAAAUGGAUGUACAGCAUGUUCCCAACAUUUCCGACAACAGCAUCAUGACGACAUCGCGCAGUCUCCUGUCCGAUGCUGAUGCCGUCCACCACCACAAGUGUCGGUGUGCCACCGUGCAGUAUAACAACAUCUACCACAAUGCAGGUAAUGGGGUGGUCAUCCAGCUUGGAGAUGAGGUUCACGUGUCUUACAAUGCGAUCCAUGCUAACCACUGCGAUGGAGUCUCGGUUGACCAGGUGGCCGAGGUAGUGCUGCAGGGGAACAGCAUCACCAACAACCGGGGGUCAGGGGUCGUCACGUCACCCACUGGAAAGGUGACACUUAAAGGCAAUGGAAUUUAUCACAAUGAGAAGCUUGGCAUUGUGGGUAGAUGUGACGUGACUAUUUGUGGAAAUGAUGUGAUCAGUAACCAUGAGGGUGGUAUUUCUCUUGAAGGAUGUGUCAAUGCUGAGGUGAGUGACAACAGGAUUCAGUGUGGAAACAAGUCGGCAGUCAUCGCGGUGGACGUCAGAGAGGGCAGUGUGCAGAAUAACAAGCUGUUCCUUGAAGGCAGGCUGGACUGUAUGCAGUACGACCACCUCAGCAAGGCUAUCUUUAAACACAACCACAUCGUGCAGCCUAAACACAGUGAGAAUGAGACGGGACACGAGGACAAGGUUACGUUUUGUAAGACUAAGUUUCUAGAUUCUCCAGCACCACGCCCAGUGAUAGAACCACCUCCAGCACCUUCGGAAAUACAACUACACAACACGAGCACCGUCAAACGGGUGAUGGCGCCAUCUAGGCAGAUGUGUGAACAAGGGAGCAAAUUCUGUGUUAUUUUAUAGUUUUCUUUAUGUAAAUCCAACUUACUGAUGCACUGAGGUUGUAGGUUAUUUCAUUUGCACACUGAUACUGCAAGCCGAUGACUAAUAAAAUACAAUGUGCUCUAGUGGUGUUGUUAAACAAAACAAAUUUUAAUUUUUUAUACUGCAGUGCUUGACUUCUCCUGUUUCAUUUUAAAAUACUUCACUCUCUCUCAAUACGUUGUACUAUAUCUCUGUCUGUCAAAUAUUUACAAAUCCUCACUUGAAUAUUUUAUGUAUAUUCAUGUGCACAUUAAAAAAUGCCACUGUUUACAGAACCUACAAAAAAAAAUUGAGCUUGUGGUGCAUGCUACAAAACUAUUUGUCUUAUUACAAACAGAGUGAAAACUGUAUAUCAUGGUCAAGGCAAGCUCUCGUUCACCUGACAGUGGUUCUAGACCGUCAUAAUAUCUUUUGAAUUCUAUCUUGUACCGAGAUACAAUAUUGAAUAUGCUAAUGGCAGCUUCAUAAUUGUCAUGAAUGUUGUGGCUUCUGUUACACUUUUUAUUUUAUAUUGUUUACUAGUGAGUGGAUCAACACACAUACUGAGAUACGGAAAUACUUGAUAUUGUAGACCACAUUCCAGUCACUGUUAGCAUUGUAAUGCCUGUAUACAGUUCAAAGAUGUAAUUUGGGAUUGAGUAUCAGUAAUUUGGGAUUGAAUAUCAGUAAUUUGGGAUUGAUUGUCAGCAGGCCCUAAUCUAGAAUUGAAAAAGUAGAAGUGACUUCUCCCUUCCUAGAAAAAACCCUGUGAUAUUAUUAAGUAGUUGAUAAUGUGUUUUAUGUUAUAAUGAAAGUAAUAAUUAGUAUUUUCUGGCUUUACUGAAAUGAAUGUGGCCGGGGAUUAACAACGCUUGACUAGUCACAUAUGUGUUGCCAUAUGUGUCGGAUGUAUAGUCUUGAGCCAAAGUAAAAACACAGACCGACAUACAGUGACAAGGUACAAGUGAGCACCUGCAACUGAGCUAUGACACUAAACAAGUCUGUGUCUUGACAACUGUUGUGUGAUUUUGUUUUUAAAAUCGGAUUAGGUCCAAAAUAUCACAGCAACUUCGACUUCUCGCUACUGUUAAUAACUCUGUUACUCGAGCUGACUUGGCAAAUAAUACGUUCAUUCCACCGACAACAUUCUGGCCUGAUGUGGGUAACACUGUUAAAUACCUGGCACUAAGGAUAACAGUUUCGGUUGCUGUUCUCUGUUCUGUCCCCUUAUUUCUUUUCAUCUGUGUAUUAUCAUAGUCUUCUAGAGGGGAAAAAAACAUUUUGAGAGCAAAGUCUCUUAACUGACAUUCCAGGAAAAAGAAGACAUUCAGAUUAAGUUUUGGGAUGGAUGGUACAGGGUUUGAUAUUUCAAAAUCUUAGGUAACCAGAGUUCACUUCACAUAAUUAAUUUUUGCCUAUGUAAUCAUUUGUUCAGUACAUAACCAGUACCCAGUGAGUUACCUAAUCUUAAAACACUUGGUCUUGUUCUAUAGUGACAUUCUAGAUGUGGGUUUUUUAAAACUAAUUUGUGCUCACACCCCUCUCCUUAACGUUUUGGUGAGAGUAUUUUAUGAGUAUUACUGCUCUAUAAAGUUAAUAAAAUAUGCAUAACAGGUGAGUAUAAUGUCACGCAUGAUGUAUCUAAAACAUCAUGAUUGAAAUAAUGAAGCGGCAUAUUACACAACAAACAUUUCGAUACCAUGGUUGUUGAAACAGAAAUUAUUAUUUUCUGAAAGCAGGGCAAGCUCUGGAUGAGCACACAAAAAUUCGCCAAAUCUAUUUAAACUUAUAAAAUUGCAAAACCCCAGUUAUUUUCUAAUAAAAUAACAAUUAUUACAUAAAAUUUAUUCGCCAAAUUAAAAUAAAAUUUGCCAAUUGUUUUUAAAAAUACACACUUGGCGAAUUUGGCAAGUGCCAGAGAUAGCUUUGAAAAGGUAAAUCAGACGUGAUUGUUCCGCUAAUUGGUGGAACUCCGCUUUUAAAUUUGUUUUCAUUUCAUUCAUUUUCCUUGCAUUCUGCAUUCGAUUACAUGCCUUCAGCACACAUGUAUCAUUUUCAGCUUUUUUAGAAAUGUUUCAAUCACAUGCCUGGUAAAUGUACUUCUAAGAUUUAUAUUCAUGGCUGAUCUUCUUUAUUGUAUCGACAUCUCCACAUAUGUUCAGCUAAGUUCUGUCUAGUAGAAUAUGACAUUGUGUACUAGCAACUGUCGCUUAAUACUCCACCGUAGAUUUGUGUUUAUCACAUUGGUGCAUGCAUUUGUUGUUUGUUCUAGAAAAUGUUCAGAAUGAUUACCGUAACUCUUUCAUAAAUGAUAUAUUGCGCUCUUUUAUCUGUGAUGAUCCUUGUCUGUGGUUUAAUGUGUUUUACAAUCAAUGGUAAGAGGAUAUCUGUGUUUGGUUUAUAUACCGCAUACAGGAACAAUAAAAACGUUUCUCGUCUCACCUCAGAUGCCACACUGCUCAUCUAUUACACGUUCAGAAAGGGAAGUAACUCAUUAAACCUCGGUAUACUGGUAACACUACAUAUAUAAUGUCCAUUUCUAGAUGUAGGACUCGACUGUUUUUACAUCACAAUUAUGGAAGUUGGCCCCCAUUAAAUAUUACAUAAAAUCUAUCAGUUAUAUCAGUUCCAAUUCCAACCAAAUCAAUUUUUAAAAUAGACAUGGUUUUCAGUGGAACUAAAUUUAUCACCUUCAUGUCACUUAUUGUCGUAAAAGCAAUUAAUUGCUCCUCUAGCUUAGAUCAUGGGGAUAUUACUAUACUGAUACCAUAUAAAUUCACAUGAUUAACAACCGCUGCAAUUGCCUUCAGCAAUCAGCAAUGCCGUGGAGUUUCUCAUUCUCUACAGCACUUUUUUGCUGUGGACUAUAUUCAGGUGUGUUUUUUUUAUGGAAAGUUUUUUUUGCCGUGGACAUUUUCUAAAUUGCAGGGGUUACUUACGGCCUUACUCUUCUUGAACUAGUCUGAGGGGAGAAUGGGGAGCAGGAGUGACAGCUCCCCAUUAACUGUGAAGUCUGAUAGUGGUGUGAUCUCUUAAGUGCAUAACAUGUAUUUAUUAACAAAAACCUAAUUGGUUCAAUAUACAGUGAAACUUCUCUAAACUGGACACCCUCAGGACCAAGUAAAAAGUUGGGUUAUAGGAGGUAUUCACUUUAGAGAGGUUCUUUUCUGUACAGAUAUUUAAAAGGGGGGCACAAAAAAAGUCGGGUUUUGAGAGGUAUUCGGUUUAGAGAGGUUCUUUUCUGUACAUAUAUUUAAAAAGGGGGCGCAAAAAAAGUCGGGUUUUGAGAGGUAUUUGGUUUAGAGAGGUUCUUUUCUGUACAUAUAUUUAAAAAGGGGGUGCAAAAAAAAGUCUUGUUUUGAGGGAAUUCCAGUUUAUAGAGGGUCCGGUUUUGAGGGGUUUCACUGUAUUUACGUAUUGUAUACAGUGAAAUAUUAUAAUUUGAAAUAUUAUUUAAAAAAUAUUGUUCAAAUAAGUAACAAAAGAGGAUUAUAUCUGGGUUAUAAUUUCUGUUGCUUGUAAAAAAAAUUGCUUAUAUAUAAAACCUGCUACAUUCCUUUUUCUCAAUGCAACAUGUUUUGCAUAUUUAUUACAUUUCCAAUCUCACAUCUAUAGUCCGUCCCACAGGGAACUCCUGUUUUUUCAUACUAUGAAAUUUACUACAAGUUAUUUAUUUUUGAGCCGAUUGAUUUGUAAAUUGUACACAAAAAUAGUAUUUUUGUGUUAUUUCCAAAACACUUUUACUUUUCUUCUUAACGUCAAACCAAACAACUUAUUUACAAAAAACAUUUUUAUGAAAUGAUGGAACGGACUAGAUCAUCAUGGCACAAAUACUGUGAACACUUGCGGUAGUUACGAUCCAUUUGUUGUGAUAAUUCUACAUAUAUGCCACUUAAAUCGCACCAGACCACUAGUUUAUGAUCUAAGACUGACGGACUUACUUACUUUUCUUCGAACCCACUGGCACAUAGGGCCCAAGAUGUAUUUGGCAAAUAUUGAAGAAAAAUUAGCUUGUUUUGACACAAAAACAAAAAUUCUUUUCAUCUUUGUUUUGUUUUUUUAUUAUUAUUAUUGAAUACUUAAGAUAAAUAUAUUUUAUAUGCAUUGUUAUUUCAUGUUAUUUAUAGAUUUUUAUAGUUUUUUUCUGAAUUUAUAUACUGUAAAUUUUUCCCAGUGUUUAGUCUGUUGUUAUAUAAUACACACUUGUGAUAAAAAUCUACAUAAUGUAACAAUCUACAUUGUCUAAUUUAUGUAUGUUUAUUAUCUAUUUAUUUUAUUAUUUUGAUCAGUAUUGAUCAUUAGAUGUUUAUUGUUAUAUGCACUUUGCUUUAAUUAUUUAAGAAAUGAAGCUUAUUUUUAUAUAAGAUUCAGUGAAAUAUGUAAAAAUAUAUCGGUGAAAUAUUAGAAAAUAUCAGUGAAAUAUGAGAAAAUAUCAGUGAAAUAUGUAAAAAUAUCAGUGAAAUAUGUAAAAAAUAUCAGUGAAAUGUGAGAAAAUAUCUGAAAUAUGAGAAAAUAUCAGUGAAGUAUGUAAAAAAAAUAUCAGUGAAAUAUGAGAAAAUAUCACUGAAAUAUGUGAAAAUAUCACUGAAAUGUGUGAAAAUAUCACUGAAAUGUGUGAAAAUAUCAGUGAAAUGUGUGAAAACAUCACUGAAAUAUGAGAAAAUAUUGGUGAAAUGUGUGAAAAUAUCACUGAAAUAUGUGAAAAUAUCACUGAAAUGUGUGAAAAUAUCAGUAAAAUAUGUACAAAUAUCAGUGAAAUGUCUGAAAAUAUUAGUGAAAUAUGUAAAAACAUCGGUGAAAUAUGUGAAAAUAUCUGUGAAAUCUAAUCACAAGUGAAAAUAGCAGCCACUGCAAGUGAUGACACUGAUGAUGCUGAUGAUGCUCUUGGUUGGUUACACAGUUGACACUAAUUGUUCACUGGACGUGUAAUUUCACUAUCAUAAUGUUAUCACAAUGUCAUCAUUGGUUGGCUACCCAAAUUAUAAUGGAUUUGUGACAUGUAUUUUUGUUAAUGUUGUGGGGUUUUUUUUUAUCAAUAUAAUUUAUAUUUUGUUUCAUGAAGAAUGCAAUUUUAUGUCAUUCUUCCUGCGCAAAAGUAACCAUACUUCAUACAAUGAUAUAUAAAUCAUAUUUAUUAUAAACAAAAUUUAUUUUAAAAACCUUGUUGAAUGUCUGUAUUGUUUUAUCUUAAAGCCAAGUGCUUUGGUAAUAAUGUUAAUCACGGACACUUGUAAAUCUCCACUGGUUGUGUGUCUAGUUAUUGUUUGCUACCAUUUUAUGUCUAUUUAUUACAGAUAUUUUCAAAAUGA
Gigantopelta aegis is the source of this 7961-nucleotide messenger RNA. Its product is annotated as F-box only protein 10-like. The record is from RefSeq and is a predicted model, not a curated record. Gene Ontology annotation, biological process: protein ubiquitination; ubiquitin-dependent protein catabolic process; regulation of apoptotic process. Lineage: Eukaryota; Metazoa; Mollusca; Gastropoda; Neomphalida; Peltospiridae.